UACCCCCCUCUCCUUCGUGUCGCGUAUUUGGGCAUGGCCCAUUAUCUCGCGUGAGCUACCCGACUGCUUCGUCCUACCCUGUAUCCUUCCUCUCCUUCCCAUCUUUUUCCCCUUCCUUCUGUCGCCUUCGCAUCUCUCCCCGCACCGCCGCCGAUUGCUUCUUCGUUUGCAUUGAUUCCGCGCGUUGGCUUCUUCUUCGUUUGGAUCGAUUCCCCGCGGCGGCUUCUUCUUGGUCUCCCUUGUUUUUCCGGUUGGAACCCUAGGCGGAGGCCGGCGCUAGGGUUUGGAUCGAACCCUAGCCGGAGAUCGCCAUGGAUCCAGAUGUACCAGAUGGUAUUCAAGAUGCGCAAGACGAAUAUAUACAACAGGUGGAUGCAAAUGGUCUUCAUGAUGACCAAGGCGCACAAGAACGAGGCCAAGUUGAACAACCAGAAGGGGACGAACCAUUUCAACAUAUUCCAAGAGGUCUUCGCAAUGACUCAGGUGCCCGAGUGUUCCCUAGGAAGUUGUGCAAGCCUACAUACAUUACCAGACUGUCUUUCAAGCGUUGGAACAAAACUGUUAAGAAGUUUAGUGACAUUCAGCUAGGUCAUGUGACAAAGUACAAAAUGGAAGCUCUGCUUCAUAUGCCAAACAAACUUAAAAUUCCAAUGAAUCUGCUUGAAUGGAUAGAUCAGCAUAUGUUUGGAAGUAAAGAGCCAUGUUUCAAGCAUAAGAAUAAAGUUAUCAAGAUUACUAAUGAUAUGGUCAACAAAAUUUUCGAUUUCCCUGGUGGCACCGAGCCUUUUAUAUUCAGUAGUGAUGAUCCCCAAGUGAAGGCAGAGGUUUUAGAGUUAAGGAACAAGUAUGUUGAUCAUCGGAACAAAAUGCCAAUCAACAAAAUAGAGGAGGUGAUGCUUAGUGACGAGACAGAAGAUGGUUUUAUCAGGAGCUUCACAUUUUAUUUCCUAUCAUCUAUCUUGUGCCCUGCAUCAUACUGCUUUGGCAACAUGAAGUUCUUGUACUCUCUAAGAGAUGUUUCUGCUAUCCCUUCACUUGACUUUGGGAAAUUGGCACUGGAUUUCAUGCGUGAGGAAUUAGAGCGUCACUUUGAAAUGAUCAUGAACAGGCCAACUAUUGAGGAAAUGAACAAGUCUUCAUAUAUUAGGGGAUGUCUUCCUAUUUGGGGAAUCAUUUAUCUGGAUUUUGUUGAUUUUGAUUUUAUUGAGAAUCACCAGUCAACUGUGGAUUACUCUCUUCCUCGGAUAUCUCAUGUGAAGACUGAAGAUUUCAAGUAUCUUGCAAUGGUUGAUAGGAAUUAUGAGUCUAGGAAAAAUUACGGGGUUUUACCGCUGCGCAACAUAUCACGCACCCCAUAUGCCAAUGAGGCGCCUAUUAAUAAUGCUCCUGAUGCUGCUGGUGUGUUUAAUUCAGUUCCUUAUGCGGAGGUCAACAAUGCCAAUAGUGUUGCGAAGUUCUAAAUGAGAACACGUCAAUUGAUUCAAAAUGUCCACAAAUCAUUCCAGAAGGUCCCAGUUGCGCUGCAAAAGUUGAACCAGACGUAAAAGUGAAACCAGAGCCACAUUUGAAAUCAUAGGUAGUUUUUUGUGUUGUUCCCUUUUUACGUUCUUAUCUAAGUGCUUUCUUGAAAGAAUUGUCCUGUUUACUAACAUUUUUACAAUCCAGGGUCCCUCCAAUGAUGUCUUUAAGCAGGAGCCAAUCGGACCAAAUUUAAGCUACUUUUUUUGUAUUUGCUCUUUUUAUGUGUGCGUGUGCUAUCUUUGUUUAUCUCAUUCUUUUCAUUCUUUGGCCUGAUUUAUGUGUCUUUCCUUAUAACCAGAACUUGUCUGUCUUGAAUUCUAUGCACCAAACACCAAUUUUCCUGGAAUAGUAUAACUUUUAAGGUUAUUUCAGAGAGCUCAAGAUUUUGCACUUGUGCUUAGCUUAUUGUGCGCUAUGGCUAUUCGGGUCAAGUAGAACUUGUUCUAAGCAUAUUUGUCUUUGCUCAUUAUCUCAGUCUGUUUUGUAAAUAGCCAAUUUGAAUGCGGCAGGACUAUAUAUUAUAGAUUAAGUGGAUAAGUUGUGUAGUAAUGAUUGCAACUGAAUUUUACUAUAGAUUUUUUGGUAAUUUGAUAAUACCAUUUUUUCACUCUAUUUUAUGACUGAUCAUGACCAGCAGUUUUAAUACUGGAUUCACAAGUAAACUGGUGUGGAACCUUUCUAUUUGAAAUUAAUGUUGCAUGUAGCUUAUAGUACUUCUAGCUAGUUAACUUGUUAUCUGAAUUCUGCGUUUUUCCUUAUGUCCAAAACAUUUCGGUCCUGAAUUCGGUGUACCAAACACCAAUUUUCCCUGUUCAUGAUACACCUCUGAAUACCAACUCUGUUGAUUAAGCAACUACUUCACAACCUACGGUCUGCUUGAAGUUUUACAAAAAAAAUCCUGAUCAUAAUUUUGAUUGAACUUACAACAACAUUUCAACUUCCUUUCUCAGCAGGAAGGAGUCUUUGUAUCGACUAAAGCAGCUGAUAUCAAUUUUUCUGGUGGAGUUAAUGCAAAAAGAAGUUUUAUAUUGAUUAGUUCUACUUCUCCAAAUGAAAGAGUCAAGCGCUUCCAAGGGACUCCAAUCAGUAUUGAGGAUGAUUCUCCUAUCACUCCUGCUCCUGUGAGUAAUGAAGACAUACCAGCCUCUCACUGUCAUACAAGUGAGGGAAUUCCAAUGAACGUGGACUUUGCUGACCAACAAGACCAUUCUACAAUGAAUAAUGCAGAAGCUGGACCAAGUACAGGACCUAAUACAAUUGAAAAGAAGAACAGAAAAAAAGAGCAGCUAAACUUCAAUCUCCUGAUCCACCCAAGAAACUCAAAAUAUCUCGAGAAGUGGAUAUGU
Aegilops tauschii subsp. strangulata is the source of this 2867-nucleotide messenger RNA. RefSeq lists its product as uncharacterized. The record is from RefSeq and is a predicted model, not a curated record. Lineage: Eukaryota; Viridiplantae; Streptophyta; Magnoliopsida; Poales; Poaceae.